This is a messenger RNA of Branchiostoma floridae (Florida lancelet), 1217 nucleotides long. RefSeq names its product homeobox protein rough-like. Gene Ontology annotation, molecular function: RNA polymerase II cis-regulatory region sequence-specific DNA binding; DNA-binding transcription factor activity, RNA polymerase II-specific. Gene Ontology annotation, biological process: regulation of transcription by RNA polymerase II. Lineage: Eukaryota; Metazoa; Chordata; Leptocardii; Amphioxiformes; Branchiostomatidae. Bases 66 to 383 code for a protein of 105 amino acids. The record is from RefSeq and is a predicted model, not a curated record. Gene Ontology annotation, cellular component: nucleus. The transcript has 3 exons.
UCAGGCGUCGCCGUAAGGACAGCAGACAACGGAGACAGAGAACCACCUUCACUACAGAACAGACCAUGAAGCUAGAACUGGAGUACAACAGGACGGAGUACAUUACAAGACCCAGACGGUUUGAGUUAGCGGAAAUGUUGAACCUGUCAGAAACACAGAUCAAGAUCUGGUUCCAGAACCGCCGAGCGAAGGACAAACGGAUCGAAAAAGCGCAACUGGACCAACAAUACAGGUGUCUGGGCCUACCCUCCCCCUAUGCGCAUGCGUACGGCGGUUACUGCGGUGCUUGUUACUACCGGGAGAGAAAUGGCGGCUCUGGUCACACCUGCACAUCCGGGUUCUGCGGGACGGAAGGGAACCAUCAGAAGGCUGCCAAGGCGUGAUCACGUGAUGAUCACGUGAAGUCAGUGUAAUAAAAAGAGAACGAAAACGUGUUCUGUUGUCAAGAGGUGAGACGUGUCGCUACUAAAAUGUUAAAGGUGUUGAACAAUACCUCACAUAUACAGCUAGCGUGAUUUUUGAAUUACACAUUAACUUACAGUUAACGUUGACGGUCAACGUCCCCUGUUUCGCCCAAGUGCCUUUUCAUGUCGUCCGAAUGUAUAUAUCUGUACAUGUGUAUGUUAAGUUUGUGUAACACAUCAAUUCACUGUCCAUGGCUCUAUAGAGCUAUAUAAGUGAGAUUUAGGAUAUAUGUAUUUCUAGACAGUAUUAGAUAUCUAUGUGGAAUAGCAGAGGAAUAAACUAUGUAUUUGAUAGAUGUAUAUACACUUAUAUAGAUGGAGGCUAGACAUCCAAGUAAUAAGAUCGUCUGAAACGGCCUGAAACGUUUGACCGUUUCCAAAAUCAUAUCAGUUAUGUGAGUAAUUGCUAUUUGGUGUACAUGCACUUACUUUGAAAGUUAGGGAAGGUAGGAGUUGUCACACUUUGGAUAUGUUGAUGGUAUCAUGCCUGCCUCUGCAGCUACUCAUAAUCUUUGAUCAACCAAGGAGCUUUUAUCAAGAACGCUGAUACAAGCUCCUUGGAUCAACAAAGCACGGUAGAGUAUUGGUGAAGCAUUGCUUUGAAACAGUGUAGAGUUAUGAAGAAGGUGUUUAUUCGUUGUAAAUGUCUAUUUAUAUGGAGAAGAAUGAGAAGAAUGUACAGUAGGUAAGGAUUAUGGUGCAAAUAUAGUAUCAAACAGUGAGUAUCGCAAUAAAAGAAUUGUGGAAAGAAAA